AUGACCAUACAUUCAACUCUUACAGGUGCUCUUGUCGCUUCUCUAGCACUAGCAGGAUUUUCCAGCGCCGCAAUAGAAGUAAGGUUCCCAGAAACACCUCAGGGGACGUACGCGAAUGUCGUACUGGAUAACUAUAUGGGGACGAGUUGGGAAUUGAGCUCGUUCAACACGCUAUGGGGAAAUGACACCUCUGGUAUUCCCAAGGCUACGCAGAACUACCUCUCCCACAUCAGAGCCCGCAUAUCUCACCCGCUCCGCGUCCGCGUCGGCGGCGACACCAUGGAAUUCUCAAAUUACAGCUCUUCUCUGGAUACCAUGCUUAUUCACCUGGACGUUAAGAAGAAUUACACGCUCGCCACUACUUAUGGCCCGAUCUUGUUCGAUGUCAUGAACAAAAUGGCGGACGAAGUAGGGGAGAUGCAGUUCAUGACGGGGCUGAGUAUGAAUAAGCCACCCGAGAACGGCGGAGAUGCGGAGGCGCUGAAGAUUGCGAGUGUCGCGACAGAGAAGUUUGGGCCUAGACUGGAUGCGAUCUUACUUGGGAAUGAGCCGGAUCUGUUUCAAGGGCAUAAGAACCGCCCUUCGUAUAACAUCUCGCAAUAUAUUGAUGAAGUCGAUUACAUCCUGAGCAACCUCUCGACGUCGCCCUAUGGCGACCUGAGAGCGAAAGACUCUUUUGCCGGCCCCUCCAUCUGCUGCAACUGGGAACUGUCCGACAUCUUGAAUGCAGGUCUUGCAGGCGAGAACUACAAAUAUUACGCCGUACAACACUACCCCAACAUCUACUGCUUCGGUCCCACCGCCGCCAACACCAACAUCUCCAACUAUCUCACCCACACGACCGCCGUUUCGUACUCGGGUUUCCAGUCCGCCGGAGUUGCGUCGGCGACCGCGGCCAAUAUCCCCGUCAUCAUGAGUGAAGCCAAUUCGUGUGCUUGCGGAGGUUGUCCUCUCAUCUCACCCACAUUCGCCGCGACGCUGUGGGAGAUUGAUGCUUUCCUCGCGUUAGCCGCCAACAACUACUCCGCAGCCUACAUUCACACUCGCGAAUACGGCGUAACCUACAACAUCUUCGAUCCCCCUCCCUCCCAGAACCCCUUGGAAAGCAAAGGCUGGAGGACCGGCUCGACAUACUACUCCCUCCUCAUGAUGAGCGAAGUCAUGUCCAAGAACGGCUCGAUCGUCACGGACCUUAACCUUCAGAACUCAAAGACGAACGCCAGCAGCCACAUCGCCGCCUACGGCAUUUACGACCUCGACAACUACAUGGACUCGACAUCCCGUCUUGCGGACCCCACGAAAACCCACCGCGGUAAACUCGUGCUCAUUAACUAUUCGAACCACACGUCGUCGACGUUCCAUAUCCCGGCAGGCAUGGCUAAGUCGGUUGGGUACAGAUCAUUGCUUGCGCCGAAGGUGACGGAGAAGAAGAAUAUCAAGUGGGCAGGGCAGACGAUUGGGGAGGAGGGGAAGUUGGAGGGGAAGCAGAUCACGCAUCACGUUGAUUGUGACGGGAAUGAGGGUUGUACUGUCAAGGUGCCGGGUCCGGGGCUUGUGUUGGUGCUUUUGGCCCCGAAUACGACGACGACCUUCUACAACGAGGCCUGA
Molecule: messenger RNA, 1608 nt
Organism: Stereum hirsutum FP-91666 SS1
Lineage: Eukaryota; Fungi; Basidiomycota; Agaricomycetes; Russulales; Stereaceae
Exons: 8
Coding region: 1-1608 (535 amino acids)
Source: RefSeq, a predicted model, not a curated record